AUGGGGAGUUCAAGCUUGUUUGCGAUAGUGUUUCUUUCAUGGGUUUUCUUUAUCUCAAGGACAAAUCAAUUACAAACUUAUGAAUCCCAAGUUCUUCUCCAGCUGAGGAAGCAUUUGGAGUUCCCUGUGCCAUUGGACAUAUGGGAAAAUUACAAUGGUGAUUUGUGUAACUUGGCUUCAACCCCUCAUAUGAGCAUCACAUGCCAAAACAAUUCUGUCUCCGAGCUCAAAAUUAUGGGAGAUAAGCUUGGCAAGGUUAGUGAAUUUUAUGGAUCUGCAGUUCCCAACCAAACCUUAUCCAAGAGUUUCUCCAUUGAUUCAUUUGUCACUACCUUGACAAGGCUAACUAGCUUAAGGGUCCUUGGCUUGGUGUCUUUGGGGAUUUGGGGUCCCCUUCCUGAUAAAAUUCAUCGGCUAUAUUCGCUUGAAGUUUUGGAUAUGAGUUCAAAUUUUAUGUUCGGUUCUAUUCCUCCUCAGAUAUCUAGACUAGUGAAACUUCAUACUUUGAUAUUUGAUGGGAAUUUCUUCAAUGACACUGUCCCUGAUUGGUUGGAUUCACUGACAAACCUCACUGUUUUGAGCUUGAAGAACAACCGGUUGAAGGGUCAGUUUCCUUCCUCAAUAUGCAGAAUUAUGACACUCACUGGCAUUGCUUUGUCUCACAAUGAGCUUUCUGGUAACUUACCUGAUAUGAGUACCUUAUCUGGUUUACAUUUGCUGGAUUUAAGGGAGAACCAUUUGGAUUCUGAAUUACCUUCCUUGCCCAAAGGAUUGACUACUGGUCUUUUGAGCAAGAACUCGUUCUCAGGUAAGAUUCCAGAACAAUUUGGGGAAUUAUAUCAGCUUCAGCACCUUGAUCUAUCAAACAAUUUUCUCACUGGAACACCACCGGACGUGUUAUUCUCUUUGCCAAACAUCAGCUACUUAAAUUUGGCAUCCAAUAAGCUAAGUGGGUUACUUCCUAACCAUUUAAGUUGUGGGGAUGAACUUGGGUUUGUUGAUAUUUCUUCUAACAGGUUGGUAGGUAGACUUCCUUCUUGCUUGGAUACUACUUCAAAUAAUAGAAUUGUUAAGUUUGGUGGAAAUUGCUUGUCCAUUGACACCCAACAUCAGCAUCCAGAGUCAUACUGCAAAGAAGCCAAUAUGGAGAAGGGACGAUCAAGGGGAGAAGCAAUAGGGAGAUAUCGCUCACGAGGGUGCAUGGAGCAGCAUACAUCACCAAAGAUUGUGCAAGAUAAUUCCACUUCGGGGAUUUCCUCUGAAUUCCUUGCAAAUGCCAGGAUCAUAUCUCAAGCAGCAAAAUUAGGGUCACAAGGUUCCAUAGCAGGUCGAGUGUUUCCCUUGGAAGAAUUAGAAGAAGCCACGAACAAUUUUAAUCAGUCAUCAUUUUUGGGUGAAGGCUCAAUUGGGAAGCUUUACAAGGGGAGAUUAGAGAAUGGGACUUAUGUUGCAGUUAGAUCUCUUACGUUGCUCAGAAAAUAUUCAAUUCGAAACCUUAAAAUGCGGUUGGAUCUGCUUUCAAAGCUUCGCCACCCACAUCUGGUUAGUCUUUUGGGACAUUGCAUUGAUGGUAGUGGGCAAGACGAAUCUACUGCCAGUAGGGUCUUCCUCGUGUAUGAAUAUGUGCCAAAUGGGAACUUCCGAGCUCAUCUCUCAGGUCAGCGAAAACACAAACCUACACUUAGCUUUCUUAUACAAAAGAAUGUCUGUACAGAAGUGUAUGGGCAUAUGCAUAAACAGAGGUAA
Ilex paraguariensis (yerba mate) is the source of this 1746-nucleotide messenger RNA. The record is from the annotation of a GenBank genome assembly. NCBI's taxonomy places the organism in Eukaryota, Viridiplantae, Streptophyta, Magnoliopsida, Aquifoliales, Aquifoliaceae.